AAAAGAUACAUCACUAAAGUAAAGAAGCCAUUUUGUGGUGUCGUUGUAGCGUUGAAUAAUGUUGACUAAAUUUCGUCUAUUUUACAUGGGGGUAUAACUUUUUGUUAUGUUUUGGGAAAAGUAAUCAAAAUAAACAUUGUUUACUUCGUUAAUUUUGUGAAAUAAUUUAUAACUACUAUGGAGCUUAUUGUUCCUGAUACUUGUUAUAAAGUGGUCUGUAGUGGUUGCUUAAGCAUAGAUAGAAAUUUUACACAAGUAAAUCAAUCUACAACCCUUUUUAAGUUGUUUCGAUCGCUUUUAGCAGAUUACGCGGGAGAAAAUCUUGAAGACUCUCUAAGUUACUUUUAUAAAAUACAAUUAACACUGUGCUGGGAAUGUGUUGCCAUGUUAACCAAAUUUAAAAAGUUCAAACAGCAAGUUCAAACCGCAUAUGAGCAUUUAAAAGUAUUGUCCUUGACUCAAACACAAGAGAAUCUGGACCACACAUAUAUGGCCCAAUCACUGUCUCCAUUAGAGUAUUCAAUAAAAAAUAAUUAUGAUAGAGUCUACAUAGAUUACCAGGAACAUACAGAAAUCUGGCCUCAGCCAUACAUUACAAUAACUACUCAGGAUGUUAAAAAUGAGUCAUUUGAGGUAUCACAAGCACUUAGGGACAACAUUACCUUGGGAACUGAUGAUCCAGUUUUAGAAGUACCUGAGCUCGUGCUAAAAAACCCGGUGACCGGUGCCUUAUCACAUAUAGUUGUGGGGACAGAUGCCCUGGUCUCAUCAGUGGAUUAUAAUGUCAAGGGGGAAAUGACGGAACUGAUUGUUCAGCCGCAAGAAAACAUGCAAUCUAUGAAAGACGAAUCGAAGUCUAAAGAUGAGACGACAGAAGGAAAAUCUGGAUUUAUUACUGAGUAUAUGUCGCAAGAGGACAUGUUGGCAUCUCGGGAGGAAUUAAAGAAGAAAGUACGCUAUGUAAGCUCGGUUUAUAAGUGUGAAUUGUGUAUAUUAGAGUUUUACCUGCAACAACAGGUUGAGGAACAUUUCGAUGCGGCUCAUAGUGAGCGACCUGGCUGCACACCCUGCAAAAUUUGCUACGUAUAUGUCGAGUCGUCAAAACUGCAGGCACAUAUAGACAAGCACUACAUAAGAUAUAUAUGUAAACUAUGUUCGCGUGUUGAAUAUAGUAUCAAAUUAAUAUCUCUUCACGUUAAAACACAUUUGGAUAAGAAAUUGCCCAAUAGCGUUAUACAAAUUGGGGAUAGCGACGGUGUGAAAAAGCGCCGAAAGAAAAAGUCUCAAGUAGUAGAAGAAAUAACAAAUCCGAAACCAGGUGAUCUCAGAAAGUUAUUAUCAAAAACUACUAUAGUUGGCUACAAGUGUUUGGAAUGUGAUUUAUUUUUCAAAAACUCCCGCGCAAGAAAAAAUCACGUCGCCAGAUGCCAUAGAGAAGGAUUGCAGUGUGACCAUUGUAAAAAACGAUUUGUGAACCGGACGACAUUGGUUACUCAUUUGAGACUUCACGAAGGGCCCUUGCCCCGGGAGAAAUGUCCUAUAUGUAAUAAAAUGGUGCGCGUGAUUCAACUAAAAUAUCACAUACAGAGACAUCAGAAUUCCAGUCGAUACGAGUGCUCGGAUUGCAAUAAAGUCUUCUCGCAUCUUGCGACGUAUCAGGCGCAUCUUAAAUAUUCGCGGGCGCACGCGUCGGAUACAGUGUUCAAAUUUCAAUGUCCAAUGUGCCAUAAGGGUUACCCGACGAAAGACGCGAUGCAGGACCACUUCAACUACCAACAUUUGGGGAAAACGACGCAUAAAUGUCCGAUAUGUAGCAAGCCGAUCGCAUCAAAGGCGAAUGUUGAAAAGCACAUAAUGAGGGUACAUCGCGAGAAAAAGGAGAAACCGAAGAAUCAUAUGUGUAAUCUAUGCGGGAAGAAAUUUUCGGACAAAAAGGCCCUGAACCAACACGAGGUGAUCCACUCAAUGGAGAGGCCGUUGACAUGCGAGAUUUGUUCGCAAUCGUUCAAGCAAAAGGCAUCCUUAUAUACACAUAAGAAGCGUGUACAUAAAGUUCAGCCCCAGAAACGAGUUGUGGAGUUUAUGGAUAGAGAUGGGUCCUAAAGACUAGGUGCGUUUAAAACUUCAUCUUUACAUAGUUUUAGGUAAUCCGGCCAAGGCCGUUAAAAAUCUUGUCUUAUAAUUUGUUAAUCUAUAAAGUUUGACAAUUGAUAGAGUAACACUUUCAAUCCAAAACAUUGAAAAUUGAAAAUUUUAUUAAUGUUCUUUGUAUAAUGCGUUUAGAUAAGUUUUUAUAAGGAGUUAUGUAAAUAAUGUAAAUAAAUUAUAUGUAUAUAUAUUAAUGAAUUUAAACACCGUUUGUGGCUUAGUUGAUAAUGUGCAUUAAUUAGGGGCCGCUAAGUACAUAUUACGUAAGUGGAUUUACAGCAAUUUAAAUUGUCAUUAUAUUUUAAUUUAUCUUGUGAAAUAAACAAAAAAAUAAUGGUGUAUAAACGUAUUCAUUAGACAUAGACAUAGACAAUAUGUAAUAUGUGUAUAAAAGCUAAACAUUACUGUUGACGUAAUAACCCAAUAAGAAAAUAAGAACAAACACACACACACACAAACCCCCCCCCCCCCCCCCCCACGCCUAUAGUGCUUACUUAAUACUUGAACGUCCUCUUAACCCGAAGGUCUUAUGUUCCGUGGGAAAUUGACAUUUUAAAACAUCAGUGAAACGUAUCAUAUGCUCUGUGGGCCAACCAUGAGCUCUUACUGCGAGCCCAUUGACAACAAACAACAGAGUCCCAUGACCCAUCAUCAAUUCGUACAAUGACAGAAAAAACGAGACAGUUUAUAGUAUUGUCUUUUAUUAACAUAACUUUUACACAUACACCGACGUUUCGCGUGCUUUACAGCGUGCGUGUUCACGGUGACUGAAGACAAAAGGUGUCGAA
This is a messenger RNA of Pieris rapae (cabbage white), 2936 nucleotides long. Its product is annotated as zinc finger protein 92. Lineage: Eukaryota; Metazoa; Arthropoda; Insecta; Lepidoptera; Pieridae. Gene Ontology annotation, cellular component: nucleus. Gene Ontology annotation, molecular function: RNA polymerase II transcription regulatory region sequence-specific DNA binding; DNA-binding transcription factor activity, RNA polymerase II-specific. The transcript has 13 exons. Gene Ontology annotation, biological process: regulation of transcription by RNA polymerase II. The record is from RefSeq and is a predicted model, not a curated record. Bases 178 to 2103 code for a protein of 641 amino acids.